AUGGAAGACUCGUCUGCAGCGUCACCGCUACCCCUCGUCAGCCUCGUGGUGCGCAACGUGUACACGCCGUCGCAGGCGCUGGCGCUGACUGUGGGCGUGCAGACACUCGUGGGCGAGCUUAAGCGCCGCCUCAGCGUCGAGUUUCCGUCCAGGCCGUCCGUUGCGAGUCAGAAACUCAUUUUUGGAGGCAAAGUCUGCAGCGACGACGAGGCACUGGCGCACGUCCUGGUUCAGAUGCAGAGUUGCCAGCAGAAGGAGCCGGACGAUCACGAGCAGGUGGAGCCGGUGGUUUUCCAUUUGUUGGUUCACGCGACGGGAAACGGCGAGAGGAACAAGCACGAUGUGCAAGUGAAGGCGCCGGUGCCGGUGCCCGAGGAGCGACACGAUGCGCAGGAUUCGCCUCGACCCCGUACGCGUCGAGAGCCAGUGCCCGAGCCACUGAGCUUUAGUGUGCCGCCUGAAGUUACACUGAACGAGGCACCAGCUGCGUCGCCUCUGCCGCUGCACGAGCAGCAGAAUGUGUUCCGACAGAGCAUGCUUAUGCAGCAGCAGAUGCUCGUGCUACAGCAGAUUCAGUACCUUCAGUGUCUGCAGCUACAGCAGCGGCACCAGCACGCGGUGAACAAUGCGGCAGAUGUGCAGCAGCCAUUUGGAGCGUUCUUUGUUCCGCCGUAUGGCAAUUACUAUGGCAUGAUGCGGCCGCCGAUGGUUCCAGCACCAGUAGCGCAGGGAUCUGCGACUGCUUCGGGUCCCGCGCAUACACAGACACCUGCUGCUCCUGCUGCUGAAGCUGUUGCGGCCCCGCAAGAGCGCCUGAUGCUUGUGGAGAUGGUGCGCGAAGCCUAUGCGCUGCUGGACUUUCGAAUGGCGCUCAAAAUGGCGUUCAUGCUGUUCAUCAUUGGACAGGACACGCCCGUUGGUCGCGUUCUCUUGCUAAUGCUGUUAGCAUUCGUCUCGUACUUGCACAUCACCGGUAUUCUUGCCAAAGUCUACGAGAUAUACAAUCGUCGACGCAGGAGAAACGGGGUCGCAGCACCGGACGAACAGGCCGUUCCCAACGCUCAAGGUGGGGUGGCGGCUGGUGCAGGUGCUGCUAUUGCGAAUCGAUAUGGAACACUGAUGCGUGUGCUGCGCAUUUCUGCAGAGCGUGGAUUUGUUCAUGACGUGAAGUAUUUUAUGGUGGGUUUGUUGCUGUCGCUGGUGCCAGCGUGGCACCCGCAGCCCAAUCAGGGGGCGGCCCCUGUGGCUAUGCCCGACGACGUACCUCUUCAGGAAAUGUAA
This is a messenger RNA of Peronospora matthiolae, 1281 nucleotides long. Lineage: Eukaryota; Oomycota; Peronosporomycetes; Peronosporales; Peronosporaceae. The record is from the annotation of a GenBank genome assembly.